ACAUGUACCAACGAGUGAUAACCCGGCGGAUCGUGCAAGCAGAGCUGGUGACUUAAGUGAUGCAGAGCUGUGGUGGCGGGGAUCAAAUUGGCUAAAGGACCCUGAACGUUGGCCAGAUGAUAUUGUGCCUCAACCCACUGUUGAAAGUAAUGCUGAAGCGAAACUAGUGAAAAGUGUUCUUGCUGUUGCGGUGAAUGAUGGUAAUGAAGCUGAUGAAGUCUUAAAGAAGUUUCCCUUGCAGAAAGCUCUUCGUGUGUGUGCUUGGAUGCGAAGAUUUGCAAACAAUGCUCUUCAUAAAAGAGGACGAUCCCGCGUCAUAGGAUCGUUGACCACUAGUGAACUUGCCCGCCAGCGUCAGUUCUACAUUAAGAGAGCUCAGGAAAAUUGUGACCUUGAGAUCGAUCGA
This is a messenger RNA of Paramuricea clavata, 406 nucleotides long. NCBI's taxonomy places the organism in Eukaryota, Metazoa, Cnidaria, Anthozoa, Malacalcyonacea, Plexauridae. The record is from the annotation of a GenBank genome assembly.